This is a messenger RNA of Euleptes europaea (tarantolino), 865 nucleotides long. RefSeq names its product claudin domain containing 1 (gene CLDND1). Gene Ontology annotation, cellular component: membrane. The record is from RefSeq and is a predicted model, not a curated record. NCBI's taxonomy places the organism in Eukaryota, Metazoa, Chordata, Lepidosauria, Squamata, Sphaerodactylidae. The transcript is spliced from 5 exons. Bases 83 to 835 code for a protein of 250 amino acids.
GUCAGGGAUUAUGAAGUACCGAGAACAUUGCUGUGACACAUGAAACACAUCUCCUGGGAAAGAAAGAAGUAGUUGAAAUAGCAUGAUGGAUAACCGUUUCGCCACUGCUCUAGUAAUUGCCUGUGUGCUCAGCCUUAUCUCCACCAUCUACAUGGCAGCCUCCAUUGGCACGGACUUCUGGUAUGAGUAUCGCAACCCGUCACCUCCUGAAAAUAACAGUGAACCCAACAAGGCCUCUUGGGAAGAAUUCAUCUCUGAAGAUGCAGAUGAAAAGACGUACAUGGAUGCGCUCUUUCAGUGGAAUGGCACCAUUGGCCUGUGGCGGAGGUGCAUCACAACGACUGAAAACUCUUACUGGUACAAUUCUCCAGGUGAGACAGUGACGAAGUGCAUCAGUUUUUCCCUUUCAGACCAGUUCAUGGAAAAAUACAAGGAACCUGGGAAUCAUAACAGUGGCAGUGACCUGAACCGUACCUACUUGUGGCGCUUGCAGUUCCUCCUGCCCUUUGUCAGCCUCGGCCUGAUGUGCUUUGGGGCUCUUAUCGGGCUCUGUGCUUGUGCCUGCCGCAGUCUGUACCCCGCCAUAGCCACUGGGGUCCUCCACUUCUUAGCAGGUCUGUGCACGCUGGGCUCCGUCUGCUGCUACGUGGCUGGAAUCGAGCUGCUCCACCAGAAGCUGCCCCCUCCCGAGGGUGUGCAGGGCCAGUUCGGCUGGUCCUUCUGCCUCGCCUGCGUCUCUGCCCCUUUGCAGUUCAUGGCUGCUGCCCUCUUCAUCUGGGCUGCACGUACUAACAGGAAGGAAUUCACACUCUUAAAAGCAUACCGGGUGGCAUAACAGGAUAUUUUUUUUCAUUGCUGCUCAAGC